GCAGUCGCGCUAUAUCAAAGCCGUUUCACUUAGAUUUGUCUGUUUGCAUAGCUCUACCAAAUACGUCGGUAGUGGACCUCGGUCGAUAACGAGUACCGGCUGUUCGGUCUGGCCAGGAAGUGAUAUGCUCCAUUUUACUUGCGGGCCUGAACGGUUUUGAUAGCUUGGAGGUAGGGGCAUGCCACUCUUCUCCUCGUGUCGAGUUUCAUCAUGUCUCGGGUCAGUUCUAGGCCAGGCAGACCGAAAGCGCAAUGGUCGCAAAGCCGUCCAACAUACAGUAUAUAAGCCCUCCCCCUCCCCAAACUCGAGUAUAGCAGCUCUAUCAAACACCACGCCUCAUCCUAUCCACACCUCACAACCGACAACAUGAAGUUCUCUACGACCAUGGGCGUUUCCGCCUUGUUGACCGCCACCGGUCUCCCGCUCGUCUCCGGCCACUACGUCUUCUCGAAACUCAUCGUCGACGGCAAGAAGACCAACGAUUUUGAGUAUAUUCGUCGCAACAGCAAUGGAUAUGAGCCUACCCUUGCGGGCGAGAUUCUCGGCGAUGACUUCCGUUGCAACAAGGACUCCAUGGCUGCUGCUGGCAGCACUGGCGUCUACAAGGUUCAGCCCGGUGCUGAACUUGGUUUUGAGCUGGCUUUUGGCGCCACCAUGAAACAUCCCGGCCCCCUCCAGAUCUACAUGUCCAAAGCCCCCGGCGACGUCAAGCAAUACGACGGCUCAGGCGACUGGUUCAAAGUGCACCAAGAAGGCCUGUGCAACGACAUCUCGCAGAAGGGUCUCGAAGACACCGACUGGUGCACCUGGGACAAGAACCAAGCGUCGUUCAAGAUCCCCGCCGACACCCCCGCCGGCCAGUACCUCGUCCGCGUCGAGCACAUCCCCCUCCACCGCGGCUUCUCCGGCAACGCCGAGUUCUACUUCACCUGCGCCCAGAUCGAGGUCGGUGGCAAUGGUGCUGGGAAGCCCUCACCGACGGUGAAGAUCCCCGGGGUGUACAAGCCGGAGGAUGAGAAUAUCAGUUAUAACAUCUAUGUGCAUCCGACUUCUUAUACCCUGCCUGGGCCGAAGGUGUGGAAGGGUGGUGCUGCGGCUGGUGGGGAGAAGAAAGGUAGCCCCAUCCCUCCUGCGUAUACUUGCGCGUGCAGUGCUUAG
Messenger RNA from Aspergillus candidus, 1158 nucleotides. RefSeq names its product lignocellulolytic auxiliary activity family 9 protein. The transcript is spliced from 2 exons. The coding region runs from base 367 to 1158 and encodes 263 amino acids. NCBI's taxonomy places the organism in Eukaryota, Fungi, Ascomycota, Eurotiomycetes, Eurotiales, Aspergillaceae. The record is from RefSeq and is a predicted model, not a curated record.